AUGAAUGGAUCGCAAUUAGCCGUUCGUGCAACUAUCGGGGUUCUGGGCUCAUUGGGAGUCAUCCUGAACACGACUGUUGUAAUCAUUCUGAUUCGAACAAAACUCACCUCGAAAUUGACCAGUGCUUUGAUGCGAAGUCAAUGUGUGGUUGAUGGUUACGCGUCCCUGAUCGCCCUAUUCUACCAGAUUAUCGGUCCCGAGAUCAAUACAUCCUGGGUCGAAGUAGAUCGUGUCAUGUGUUAUAUCUGGUUCCAAGAUGAAUUGUUCUGGCUUGGUGCGGUGCUCAGUGUACACAACUUGGUCUGUAUCUCGUUCGAUCGUCUACUGGCUGUGAUUCGUCCAAUCUACUACCGAUUGCAUCAUGUCGGUCUGAUGAUUGGUUGUUAUGUGUACUUGGUUUCCAUCAGUCUACUUCUGUUCAUACCGAACUUUUUUCUACGUCACUUCUCCAACGGUUCGUGUGCAUUUGCCGUACCGAUUGAAGAAUCUCCUUUGCACCGAUUCCUAGAUUUUCAUGCUCUGUUGUGGUUCUCGACAGCCUAUCUGUUACCGGUGAUUUUUAUUGUCACAUGUCACGUGAUCGUGAUCCGAUUUGUCAAUCGAGCAAAACAGGCACACGGGGCUGGAGAGGAGGAGAGCAGAACGCGUAAAGGAAUAGUGAAAUUGAUCAAAAUCACUGCCGCACUGGCUGUCAGCGUAUUGAUUUUUCAUGUCGGGGAAAGUGCCAGAUAUACGUUAGCUUCCUUUCAUCUGAUGGACUACGCACCGGGGUCCGCGGAACAACAAGUUGGUGUGUUGUUGAUCGCGUUGUGCUGUUGUNGUUUGCUGUACCGAUCACUGCAUCUCCUUUGCAUCGAUUUCUCGACGUUCAUUCUUUCCUCUGGCUCUUCUUAUCCUACUUGCUCCCGAUCGUUUUUAUUGUCACAUGUCACGUGA
This is a messenger RNA of Echinostoma caproni, 936 nucleotides long. Lineage: Eukaryota; Metazoa; Platyhelminthes; Trematoda; Plagiorchiida; Echinostomatidae. The record is from the annotation of a GenBank genome assembly.